Myripristis murdjan (pinecone soldierfish) is the source of this 3560-nucleotide messenger RNA. RefSeq names its product solute carrier family 25 member 44b (gene slc25a44b). NCBI's taxonomy places the organism in Eukaryota, Metazoa, Chordata, Actinopteri, Holocentriformes, Holocentridae. Gene Ontology annotation, biological process: branched-chain amino acid transport; branched-chain amino acid catabolic process. The record is from RefSeq and is a predicted model, not a curated record. Bases 480 to 1481 code for a protein of 333 amino acids. Gene Ontology annotation, molecular function: branched-chain amino acid transmembrane transporter activity. Gene Ontology annotation, cellular component: mitochondrion. The transcript is spliced from 4 exons.
UUUGAAUGGGAACAGGAACAGGAAGGUUUCUGGAGGCUUAGCUAAAUAUUAGCUAGGUAAUCAACCAAACCCUUGCAUAAUAUGUAGCUGUUAGCCCUUACUGAAUCAUAAGUCACUCUGAAUUUGGUUGUAUUUCCAGCGGCUGUUGACAUGACGUGGCAAAUAAGACUGACGUUACGGACAUGACUUUGACGUAAACAUCUGCCCGACGAGGUAAGGCUAAUGCUAGUUAUGCUAACGCCAUAGAGUCGGCCUAGCGCGUUAGCUCACCUAAAGCAGCUCCUCCAGCCUCCAAAACACCCGGAGCCUCGGUGAAGCCCUCCUGUUUCAGUGACUCUACCUGUUGUCAUAUUUAUUAAAGAGCUUGUUGGCUCCGUGUUGCUCUCGGCUGGUUGCUCUCCGGCCGGGAACACCGUGACCUGUCACCCGGUGGCGAGCAGCUGCUAGCACGGCGCUGAGUGUUGUUGUUGUUGUUGUUGAUGACACUCCCAGGUUGUGAGCUGUCUGAUGAAGGGGUCUCUGCAGCAGGAAGGAUGCAGCAGAAGAGGAACAUCCAGAUCAUCGAAUGGGAGGACUUGGACAAGAGGAAGUUCUACUCCUUCGGGGUGUUCAUGACCAUGACCAUCCGGGCCACCGUCUACCCGGCCACGCUCAUCCGCACCCGGCUGCAGGUGCAGAGGGGCAAGUCGCUCUACAGCGGCACUUUCGACGCCUUCUUCAAGAUCCUGAGGACGGAGGGCGUCCGAGGCCUGUACCGCGGCUUCAUGGUCAACACCUUCACGCUCAUCUCUGGCCAGGCCUACAUCACCACCUACGAGCUGGUGAGGAAGUACGUCUCCCAGUAUUCCACCGACAACACGGUCAAGUCGCUGGUGGCGGGAGGCUCGGCCUCCCUGGUGGCUCAAAGCAUCACCGUCCCCAUCGACGUCAUCUCUCAGCAGCUGAUGAUGCAGGGCCAAGGGGAGCACCUCACCCGCUUUCGCAUCAAGUCCAAAGCAGACGGCGGCAAGCCCGACAGAAUGUUCAGGCAAACCAGAGACAUUAUUGGACAGAUUUUUGCCGCUGAUGGUUUCCGUGGCUUCUACCGGGGAUAUGUGGCGUCUCUACUCACCUACAUCCCAAACAGUGCUGUCUGGUGGCCUUUUUAUCAUUUUUAUGCAGAACAGCUGUCAAAACUGGCUCCCAGUGACUGCCCUCAUCUGAUCCUGCAAGCCAUGGCUGGGCCACUCGCUGCUGCCACUGCCUCUACUGUUACCAACCCAAUGGAUGUGGUCAGAGCCCGAGUGCAGGUUGAGGGCAGGACUUCAGUCAUCGAGACCUUCAAGCAGCUGAUCGUCGAAGAGGGCUUCUGGGGUUUGACCAAGGGACUGUCGGCACGCAUCAUUUCCUCCACGCCCACCGCCAUCGUCAUGGUGGUCGGUUACGAGACGCUGAAGAAACUGAGUCUGCGGCCCGAGCUGGUGGAUUCGAGACACUGGUAGAAUGAGGAAAAGGACGAAUAUCGAACAUGGACCAUACGCCAUUUAACGCCCCCAGUCUGAGGAGCCCUGAUGCAGUUUAGUUGAAGGGAAGCGGCCCGGUCCAGCCCGGCCGCUCUGCGUCUUUUCUCACUCCAGAAAGGCUCCAACAGUCUCCACCUUCUGUGAUUCCCUCUCUUCGCCUUUUAAAGCGCUGCCUUCUUCAUGUUAAAUUAAGACUAGCGAUCUUGUUUUAAAAUCAGUGAUGAGUGAGACGAAUGGUAGGUUAUAUUAGAGUUAAUGUGAUUAUCUGUGUAUGUUGGUUUGCUUUAAAGUGGACCCGUAACACACUGAACUAACUGCAGCGAAUUAUCCAUCUGUGUUUUAGUUGUUAGGAUAGCAAAUUAUCUUAAGCGUUAGCAUUUUGUUGAUACUGCUGGUAAGACUGAUGCACGGCUGAUAGAUGUGAGGUCAUUUUGUCGUACCCCAGCUGCCAUUCUUGCCAUUAUUUAACUUGGGAGGUGGAAAAUACAUUUUAAAUGGUGAUUAUAUUAUUAUGAAAGACACUGGUUGAUCAAGAAAGACCAAAAGUCCUAGUAAAGUCUGUUUUCAGGCUGUAUUCAUAAUCUAUCAUAAUCUUGUUCUUAUCACCAUCAUGUCAAAAUUGGCCCAUGUUCCUCAAAGUAUAUAUUUUUAAUUAAUCUGAUGAUAAACGAGGUAUAUGUGCAGGAAACAGAGCCAAAGCAAAUCCCCAGAAAAGUUGAUUUCAAAGCAGUAGACACUUUAAAAAUGCAGAGAUGUUGACGUUUUAUUGAGAUGUUUGUAGUUUUCCGGCGUUGUAAAAAAAAAAUACUGCAUCAAAUAAGUUUGUAGCAAACUGCUGAUUAGCUGUAUUUGAGUGUUUUGCAGGGAACGCUGAGGACACGGGCCGUAAGUUUGGAGUAUUUCCAUGGUCUUUGCUGGAAUAUCAGCGACAAACUGAGAGAAGCCGUGGGAGAUUUGGGGGCAGAGGGCAGGAACAGCAUUCAGGUCCCGUGCCGCUACACUGAAUCUGAGUGCAAUCUGUGGAAAUGUUUUAUUUUUUGCAAAAUGUCGUUGAAUAUUUCUUGUUGUUUGUGUAAAUAACCUUUCCUUUAAAAUAAGGCAUUAACUUUUCAGCUAAUCUAAAUUUGUUUGUUUCACAUCUAACUCUGUGGGAUUAUGACCUCAGCAGUGGUAAAACUUUGCAAACCGGCAGUUUGAUAUUUGUUUGUUAUUUAACUUGCAGAAUUUUGAGGUCAGUUGACGGUCACUUUAAAGGAACACUCCAACAUUUUGGGCAAAAUCGCCUUUUUCCAGACUGAGACCAGAUGUUGGACACUAUUCUCACCUCUGUACGUCCAGUGGUUCAGUUCCUGUGGGUAGCAUUUCGUGUUAGCUCAGCAUAAAGACUUGAAGUCUAUAGGAGUCAUUAGCCUAGAUCCGUCAAAAUGAAAAAACAGACCUUACAGCGGCUCUGAAGCUGUUUUUAUUAGUGCCUCGGAGUGAAGCUCAGAAGUCACUAUUGUUAUCCUGCGUGUUUCUUAUUCUUCAUCUUCAUCUUAUUAUUAUAGCGAAUUUCGGUUCGCUACUCCUCCCACAGUUUCAAAGAUACCUACGACAUUAUAAUUAUGAAAACAUGCGUCUCAGUCGGGAAUAGUGUGCUAUGACUUCUGUAUAUUACUGGAGUUACCAUAGCGACAAAAAUCCAAAAGAACCGGGCCACAUGUCCCAUCCGCAAUGAAUGGCCAAAACUUCCCAAGGCUCCAAGGCGCAGAGCUUUUGACCUGCGUCCACGCACCAAAUAGGAAAAACGCGUGUCUUGUGGAGAAGAAGCGGUGUGUCGAUUUUCAAACCGUUCGGACUUUGCCAUUUCUCGUAAUUCCAGUUUCAAAUCGCGAUUUCGCCCUCAUUGAAAAAUAAUGGGGAAUCGGCUGACACACAGCUCUCUCAUUCUUUGGCCCACAGACUCCAUUCAAGGCUUAAACACGUCAGCAGAAGUUCAACUUUAUGGGUGUAAUCUUAAAUUUUUCAUGUCUGUUUUAGUUUGGCAUAAAACACAGUUUAAGUUUGGAGUCAUUGUGG